Colletotrichum fioriniae is the source of this 1329-nucleotide messenger RNA. RefSeq lists its product as uncharacterized. NCBI's taxonomy places the organism in Eukaryota, Fungi, Ascomycota, Sordariomycetes, Glomerellales, Glomerellaceae. The record is from RefSeq and is a predicted model, not a curated record.
AUGGACCCCGCCGCGGCGGAGGCCGCUGCUGCUGCUGCUCAAGCGGCCAUGCAAUCAUUCACAAUAGAGGCGUGGACCCUCUUGACAGUCGGCAUUCUUUUUACCAUGUUGAGGACCUACGCUAGGGUUAGGUCUGUAGGCUUCAAGGGCCUCCAAGCGGAUGACUAUCUUGUUUGGGUCGGCGCUAUAUUCUAUGCCAUUGAGACUGCGCUGGCGCAUUCCGUCGGAGCUGUCGCAAAGGGUAUGGCGAACAACGCCAUGACGGACGAGCAACGAGCAGCUCUAUCCCCAGACAGUGAGGAGUAUCGACUCAGGGUGGUUGGUUCAAUCAUUCAGCUGUGUGGUUGGUCCAGUUACUCGGUGUUGUUGUGGUCGCUCAAGGCUUCACUGCUAGUGUUCUAUCUCAGACUGACUGCGGGCUUGGGUCGCGGCUAUCGGCUUCGCAUCUACUUUGGGUUUGGAUUCUUAGUCGUCAGUUGGAUCGUCGUCAUCAUGAAUCUCUUCCUCGCUUGUCGCCCCUUUCACAAGAACUGGCAAAUCAAUCCUGACCCGGGAAACGUUUGUCAACCAGCGAUCUCCAAUCAAGUCGUUUGGGUUUACUUGGCGUUUAACGUGUCCACGGAUCUUUAUCUUCUAUCUAUCCCCUUGCCGAUGCUGUGGCAAGCAAGGCUCAAACCCAUCAAGAAAUGGGGUCUGCUGUUCCUCUUCAGUGGUGGACUGUUUGUUGUUGUCUGCGCAACCCUGCGCUGUAUCUUGAUUGUCACAGACCCUCAGAACGGUGCACAGCUUGCCGGAUCAUGGGCUGUUCGUGAGACGUUUGUCGCCGUCAUCACCGCCAACCUGCCUAUGGUGUUCUCAAUCAUCAAGAUUUGGCUUGGACCCGUCUUUGGUUCUCUUCUCACUUCGCUCCGAUCGACCCAGAAGCUCACCGACGCGACCCCGAAAGAAAUACGCACUUUCGGGGCCGGCAGCAACCAAAGCUGGCGGGGUCGCGGACCCCCUUCAGCGUACCCGAUUACAAACAUCACCUUCAACGAGAGUGAAGAGCGCAUGGUGAACGAGUACAAGAUGCAAGACGUCAAGACCUGGGGUGAUCCUCAUGCUGAUAAUACCAGUGGGACUAUGAGAUCAAACAGCGUGCGGAGGAGUCACAGCAACCGGCGGAAGAAUACUGAUAUCCGAAAGGAUGUAGAAGUUGCCAUUACCACAGAGUAUAUGCCGUCAGCAAAAGACGCGGAGGGCAAUGUCAAGGUUCUGUCGCCAAAAACCUUUACCUUUGCCAGAGGCCCGAAGAGACAAUCUGUGAAUAAUUCUGACAAUCAGAUAUGA